UGGCCCAGCCCGGCCACUGCUCCAGGUCAGCGCCCCCCCUCCAGAUAUAACUUCCGGGCUCUUCGCUGAGGUCACCGGGUUCUAGUUCCGGGGCUUCCUGACAUUCGCAGGGGCCAGGGCUGCAUCCAUCCAGGCCUUCUCCUCCUCGUCUUCGUUCCACUCCGGGCUGAGUAGGGGGAAGCCAUCCCCCCGGGGCUGAGACCUAAGGGCUGUCGUCUCCCACCCCUCAUCGCUUGACGUCACAGGGCCCUGCCCCCCGACCCCUCCUCCGUCGUCACCACCUGCUGUCCCAUUACGGACAGAAGGAGCUCUCCAGUCAUCCAACAUCAUCCCUUUUCACCAGGAAUAUCGGAAUAGCCUCCUAGUGGGUCUCCCUGCCUCCAGUCUUCACCCGGGCUAUCGGAAUAGCAGUGGAUCUCCCGGGCUUUCCUCUCCAGGCCUCUCGGGAGGAAAAAAAAGUACAACUGAUGGAUGCGUUUGGAAAACGUGUUCCAUGUGCAACACCUGGGAACCUCUCACCUCCAGAAAGGGGCCAGAGACCCGGACUAGGACCAAGACGGAGCCCGAGUACAAGCCCCGGACUGGGAGCAAGCGGAGCCAGUGUUCCUGGGCCAGCAGGCCCAGCAAUGGCAAUGUUCCGGAGUCUGGUGUCCUCGACACAGCAGCGGCAGCAACCACCAACAGCUGGGGCCCCUGCUAGUUCCCCACAGCCCCCGGCUGAGCCCAGUGCCAGUGAGAGUGACCUGGAGACCCAGUACAGCUGCCCUAUCUGCCUGGAGGUCUACCACCGGCCCGUGGCCAUCGGCAACUGCGGACACGUAUUCUGUGGAGAGUGUUUGCAGCCAUGUCUCCAGGUGCCAUCUCCACUUUGCCCACUCUGCCGAGUGCCUUUUGAUUCUAAGAAAGUGGACAGAGCUUCCAGUAUGGAAAAGCAGCUGUCAUCCUACAAGGCUCCAUGCCGGGGCUGCAGCAAGAAGGUGACUCUUGCAAAGAUGAGGUCACACAUUUCUUCCUGCAUGAAGAUCCAGGAGCAGAUGGCCAGCUGUCCCAAGUUUGUCCCAGUAGUGCCAACGUCCCAACCCAUUCCCAGAAAUAUCCCAAACAGAUCCACCUUUGCUUGUCCAUACUGUGGAGUUCGUAAUCUGGAUCAGCAGGAGCUGGUGAAGCACUGCAUGGAGAAUCACCGCAAUGACCCCAACCGCGUGGUCUGCCCCAUCUGUUCAGCCAUGCCCUGGGGUGACCCCAGCUACAAGAGUGCCAACUUCCUGCAGCACCUCCUCCAUCGCCAUAAAUUCUCCUAUGACACCUUUGUGGACUACAACAUCGUUGAAGAAGCUGCUUUUCAGGCCGCCCUGGAGCUAUCCCUCUCUGAGAACUGAAGGCAGCCCUGGCUGGGCCCAAACCCUUAUCUGUGGUCAGAGGUCACCUUUUCCAUAGAGAGGGGCAAGAGGCUUGCUCACUCUUCAGCAUUCCCUAGUAGUUAUGCUUCUGUGUCACCUUUAUUUGAAUUGUACCUUUUAAAGUAAAGAAUUCCCUGCACUCAGAGAGCCGGCUAACCCCAAGGGCCAGUUCUCAGAGCCCUUCUGUGAGUGAGAAAAGAUUGAUGAACCUUUUACCAGUUCAAAGAGGACUUUUACCUCUCUUUUGGGUAAAGUUGAUUUGUUUGGUGUUUGGAGACCCAUAUGACAAUCCCUAGAGGGCAGCUGAGUGGAGGGAGAAUGUUUGGCUCUGGAAAAUUGGAGCAUCGAGUUGUUCCCCCCCCCCCCCCUUCUUCUAAGUAGUACUUUGGCUUCAUGCUUCUGAAAACAGUUUGGAGAGCCCUGACUCCAUUAUUGUUGAUCCAGACAUGUUAGACUUGAGGGGAGUGGAGAGAUGAGAGAGGCUGAAAGAGAAAUUUAACUGAAGACCUGAAAGGGAAGAAUGUUUUCCUAAAACUCCCUCCUAACAUCUGGCAUUCAACAAAGUUUCCACCUUGCUCAUUUGGUACCAGCUUUUGUGAUACUUAGAGAUUCUGGCAUUUUUGUCUGUUAACUAGUAUGAUAACCUUUUCACAUUUUAUAGUGUGAGAAAAAAGUAGUUCUUCAUGUUGCAAUAUCUGUGUUUGACUAAUAACAAUAGUAUUUUUAUGGAACAUUUAAAAAAAUAUAUUUAAAAAAAUCAACCAAGUAUAGGAUCAACAUAGGGGGAGCGAUAGGGAGCCUGGGAAAGUCAGAAUGAAAACUGGAGUUAAAAGAGGGGUUUUCUCACUUGUGCUUGUGUGACUUUGAGGUGGCUAUGUUCAUUGGAUUAUUUCUAUAUUUUUAAGGUUUUCAUUGUGUCUGUUUACCUUUUCCUAAUAAAAAGAGACUCUUGCUCCCUUGUGCAAGCAGUGAUGCUGCUAGUGUGUCAGAGGUACUAGGUCCCAGAUGGAUCUUUACAUAAUAGAAACAGAAUUGCUCCCAGGCUUAGGAGAAGAUUAGACCAGAAGGGAGGAUGGAAAAGAGGUGGCUCCCUACUCUUUUUUACCUCUUCUGGAAAGAGAUGACUGGAACUCACUCCUCAGGCAGAAGCUUCUAAGCAGCUUCACUGAAUGAUGGGGUCUGUAACAAUCCCCAAACCAGGUGAGGAGAGUGGUUUGGAGCCAUGGACCAUCUUUUCAGCUAAUACCUGAGCUCAGCUUUGGGGUUUGGGAAGAAGUUCAUAAGCUUUCUGGUUUGUGUAAUGAUAUAAAUUAUUGUUGUCUUUAAAAAAAAUAAAAUAAAAUAAGCUUCA
Sarcophilus harrisii (Tasmanian devil) is the source of this 2751-nucleotide messenger RNA. RefSeq names its product E3 ubiquitin-protein ligase RNF166-like. The record is from RefSeq and is a predicted model, not a curated record. The transcript is spliced from 4 exons. Gene Ontology annotation, biological process: ubiquitin-dependent protein catabolic process; protein polyubiquitination. Lineage: Eukaryota; Metazoa; Chordata; Mammalia; Dasyuromorphia; Dasyuridae. The coding region runs from base 468 to 1379 and encodes 303 amino acids. Gene Ontology annotation, molecular function: ubiquitin protein ligase activity.